UUAUGGUAAAUGAUACCUUUUUAUCUAAAUGUCGGUAAUCCAUAAUAGGUGUCGACAUCUAGGGACAACAAUAGAAACUAUUUCAUGACAAACUUGGGCGUUUUCCCACCGAUGGCGCUGCUAAUUGUUAAAAAAUUAUAUAUUUGAAUUUGUUAAUAUAGAAUUAUAAAAUGAUUCAUUAUUAUGUAGAUAGUAACUUGUACAUAUAAAUUAUAUUAAAGGUUCCGCCCAUGUUGUAUUUUCCCGAAGCUGUCCGAUUCACGUACACGUCGUUGUAGAUUUGUUUACGUAAGUGAUGGGGAUAAAAACAUGGACGGCGCCAUCGCCAUCGGCCGUUGUAUAUAGAAUUCACAUCAGUGAUAUAAUUCUAUCUCAAUUUGUAUAACCGAUGGUUGCUGGAGUCUGUCAGUUACGUUCAGUUACGUCGUUUACUUCGAAUCUGUUCGUGUGUAACCUGAGCAGUGUCCGGCAAAUUUAUAUUUUAACGAAACUAUUUAUUUAUAUGAAAGUUGUCGUAAAAUAAUUAAACAUGAAAACUGCGCCCGAUCCGAAAGACGUUCAGGAAUUUCAGUUUAAACAGUCUCACAUUUCCCAAAUUUUAAACGCAUAUGAAUCCAUACCAACUGCGUGUAAUCUAUUAGCUGCAGACAAGAAGAGAGCCUUAUUGUACAUAGGGCAAAACAAUAAAAUAAACAUUUUAAAGCCAGGAGAGGAUAGCGAUCCGGAAUGGAAAGUGGAAGUUAAUAUACCCGUAUUCGUGUCUAAAUUAGCACUUAGUUGCGACUGUUCUUAUUUAGCAGUGGUACCUCAUGGUCCAUCAAUUUUAAUCUACAAUGCACAGAUGCUCGCAAGAGGAAAUUUACAAUUAUUGCACGAGAUUAGGAUUUCCUCAUCCAGUACAGAGGUCUUUGCAAAUGAUCUACAAUGGAAUCCUACCGUCCCAGGAAUGUUCUGUACAGUAGCCAGCGAUUACACGGUUGGUUGUUUUCAGAUAAAAGAAGAAAAAGAGAAAACGAUAGAGUUGAAAGCUUUAGAAAAAUUAAACGGUCUGGAUGUUUUGUGCGCUGCUUGGAGCCCUAAAGGGAAACAAGUGGCUGUAGGUUGUAAGAAUGGGAAUAUCGUACAAUUGAAACCUGACUUGAAAGUAGCGAGGACGAUUCCAGGUCCGACUCCGUACAUCGGAGAAGUUAUAUCGAUGUUAUGGAUCAGAAAUUAUCAAUUUUGUGCUGCCUAUUUAUGUAGCGAACAGAGAAUAAAUGUUCUUAUAAUCGAUGCACCUAAAGGUGAAACGAAUGCUAAUUUUACAAGCUAUGAAGAUAUUACUUAUGGAAUGUCAGACACGGAAAGCGAAGCAAUGAUUCGACGUUACUACUUCGAUCAUGUGCCAGAAUGGGGUUUAAUUAUUGCUGCCAGCAGUAACAGUAGCGAGAUAGCUGUAUUGGGAUCUACGGAUGCGGGUGUUACUUGGAAUCAGUGGCAAUUAGUCGAUAGCGGCAGGGCUGAAUUGCCAUUGAUCCAUACCAAGGAAAGUUAUCCAGUAGGAUUAGCUAUAGACAAGACUCCCGUUCGAAAAUUACCAUGGGGAGCAGAUUCUAUUUUACCUCAUCCAGUUCCUAUACUUCAUAUUCUCGCAACAUCUGGACAAUUAUGCAGUUUUCAUAUGGUGAAUUUGACACCUACGUGUCCUGCUAUUAACUCGCCACCUACAGAAAUGAUUACACCUCCGCCACAGCCGCAAUUAAAUGUUUCCUCGGAAGCUUCUCUUAUUAUGAACGGUGUAAUAACUAGUACUCCGCGUCCUAAGCAACCAGAAAAUGUUCCUGAUCGUCCAAAACCACCUCCCGUGGCAAAUAUUUUCGGUAAACUCAACACAGGAAGCGGUUUCUUCCCGCAGUCUCCAACCGAGAAACCAAAGCAGCAGGAACAGAAAUUUGAGCCGAUUAAGGAGACCCAUUUACAACAACCUGUAAAUCAAGAUAUUAAAUUGACAGCAGUUAAAGAGACAAGUUUACAAGAACCUGAGGAACAAAAAACAUCCGUAGAAGAUGAUAGCAGAGAUAUUCGUGCUCAGAUAGAAGAAUAUAAUUUGUUCGAGAAGGAAUUACGCAGUAGAUUGGAACCGCAAACUUGGGAAUGCGGUACGGAGGAAGAACGUCUAAAGCUUGUAGACACAUCUGCCAAAAUAGAUGAGUUUCUUCGAGAAUUAAGGGAAACAACGAAUAGUUUAUCCAGCGAUAUCGCAUAUUUGAAAGCACUAUUAUUGCAAUCGUUUGCUUGGGUCGAAGAAACCAAGUCGAAAAAUGCAGCUACCAUCGAUAUCGUUACUAGAAACUGUGGAGAUAAUAAGAUAUCCGAUCUACACAAGCUUUAUUAUUACACUCAAACACAACUUACCCGAGCUAGUCAAAUUUUGGAUUUGGAAUGGUCGGAUCGUAAAACUCAAGAACUGUCGCGAAUGAAAAUCCCCCAUUUGGAAUUUGUGUACCAGAAUCUUAUAUUGCACAAUAAAAUCAUUCAAGAAGAGAAAGGCAAUAUAGAGCAUCUUAAAAAACGAUGGAAAUUAAUGACUCGUAAUAAUAAUAUUUUCGGAUUGAAUCGGUCGCUGUCUAAUUUAAGUAUAACAUCGUCAAAAUCUUCCAUGUCUCUUCCAAGGAACGCAGGAAUUAUAGAAGCACGCUGCAAGGCUAUCGCUACUAAAACGUUAAGCUUUACUCAAGGAAAGCAAAUUAAAUUAAGAGAACACUUAUCCGCAUCUACACCAAGAAUCAUAAAACCUGAUGAGCCAACACCUAUUCAGCAUCGUUUGGAAGAAACUUUGUCCUCUUUAGCUGCUCUCGAUACUACGUCGAUAGAUCCUAAAAAUGACGUAGAACAACUUGUUUCAAAGCAAACUGUGGUUAUCGCUCAAGCUACUGAAAAACCAAAACAACAAAGUUAUUUAGCUUCCUUGAACAGCAUCGUAGCGAGAAUUGGUACGAGCGAAACGAAUAACGUAUCAACGCAGAGCAAAGCGCAAACUAAACAACCUGCCUUUAGUAUCGCUUUUCCAGCUGUCGCCGGAAGCAAGCCCUUGCCAGUAGACAAAAAGCUAAGUUCACCGGUGACCAAUGCGGUACCUCAAACUACUAAAUCGAAACCAGAUACGAUUACAUUUAAUCAAGUCAAUACUUCGACUCAUGCUAUGCCAAAUAUACUGAAAUCUUUUCCUAAAGUUGAUUCUAUCACAUUUGGCACACCGAUACAAAAACCUGAAGAGACUCUUACUCAGAAAUCGGUAGCCAAAGAAUUCGGUAUUAAAUUAGGCAAAGAUGUUGUACCAGGGAGUGAUUCUUUCAAAGUAGAUACGAAUUUAUUCUCUACCAAUACAUUGAAAGAUGCAUUAUCGCCGGAAAUAUCGUUAGGAAAUGUACAAGGAAUUGCUUCGAAUACUUCGCUGAAGUUUGGAGCGACGACAACAACACCAGCAAAAACUGACUCAACGGCUACGUUUAGUUUCGCUACUCCACUUCCUUCGAAUAUCUACAGUACUUCGCAAAAUAUCACGCCGCAAACAAGCGCACAAACAUUUUCUUUUGCCUCAAAGCCAUCGAGCACUGCUACUCCAUUCAAUGUGAAACUAACGCCAUCGGCGACAGUAGCUCAAACGCAAGAAGCGUUACAAUUAACCCCGUCGUUUGCGGGACAACAAGCAGCCGAUCAAAUUUCUAACGUGUCUAGCAGCACUCCAAGUGACGAAGAAAAAUACGCCUACAAAUCUUCGUUUAGAAUGCUCAGUUUCCAGACGUCGUUAGGACAAAUUUCCAUGAAUCUUGCAAGUGGAGUUCCCUCGAAAGAAACGGCCGCAACUACAUCAUUGCCGGCUAUCGAAAAAACAUCUUCUACAGAGUCAAAAGUUCCUGUCUUUUCAACAAGUCCCGUACAAACUCUGCUACCGACUUCUGCUACUUCUUUAUUCGGUAAUCAAACGAAUGCUUCGAGUAUAUCUAUAUUUGGAGGAAUGUCGAGUUCUACGCCAACUACGUCUACCUUUACGGUCACCACCAGUAGUACCGCAUUUGGUAUUCAAUCUACAACUUCCGCGCCAAUGUCGAUAUUUGGUGGCUUCAAAACUACCCCCGCAACAAGCGUAACGACGAGCACAGUCGCGGCAACUUCCACCGCGAUAUCUCCAUUUCAAACUUCCUUAUCGAAAUCUACUUUUGGCGAACCUGUGGCAAGUUUGUCCCCGGCAAGUUCUACUAGCCCUAACAACGGCACUCCACCUACUUUUGGCAAUGCGACAACUACUUCGGAUACUUCAGUUUUUGGUAAACCUACACUCGCGAUGAACGCUCAAUUUCCCAACACACCAGCGGUGUCCUCAGCAGCUAAUACUUUUGGAAAGCCAGUUAUCAAUGCCCCUUCUAUGCCUUUUGGAAGUUCACCGAACACGUCUAUAUUCGCCAGCAUGCCGACGACUUCGGCAAACACUUCUAUCUUUAGUGGAAGCAGUACUAGUUCAAUUUUCGGUACAAAUACUCCGGCAACCUCGGCUGGUUCCAUCUUCGAAGGGAAUCCAUCUCAGAUGAACGCGUUUGGAACUCCUCAGAAAUCCAUUUUCGAUAAUAAUCCUCAGAAAUCUACUUCGAUAUUCGGCGGAACACCGAACACAGGGUCUACUACGUCCUUCUUUGGCGGCGCAGCCAGUAACGCUACACCGGGAACAUCUUCUGGUUCGCCAUCGGUAUUCGGUGGAAUUGGAGCUAGUACAUCGCCGAUAGGUUUAGAGCAGCCCGUGAUAGGUGCGCAACCUGCAUUUGGACAGCCACCUGCGUUUGAUUCUAAACCAGUAUUUGGAUCGGCAUCUUCGUUCGGAACUACCAAAUCAAUUUUUGGUGGUGGAUUCGGAGCAACAGCAUUUGGAGCUUCCGCAUCUCCUCCGGCGUUUGGAAGCCCAGCAGCAAUGGGAGGAAGUCCUGCUCCGAUGGACAAUAUGUCGAAAGUUUUUGGUAAUGUAGAGGCUGGUAAUACGUUUGAAUCAUUGGCCAGCCAACCGGGUGGACUUAGUUUUAGUAGUCUGGCCCAAAAGAGUCCAGAAGCAGAGAAGCUUCAGUCGUUCAGUGGUGGAAGCUCCUUUUCUAGCUGGCGGUAGUCCAUAACUGUCCGAGUUAAAUAGAAUUAGCUCAUCUUCGAUAUGAAUUAUUUUUAUAAAAAAAGAAAGAAAGAAAGAAAGAAAAAAGUAAGUAUCGCAAUUUCUCAGACACCCUUCUAAAGCAGGUCCGAUCGGGUCAUACGUUUAUAAUUACUUUUUAUCAGAGAGCAAACAUCAUUAUUUAAUUUUAAGACCUGGUUGGGAUUUGUAUUAUACAAAACUUGAUGUGAUUUAGUAUAUUUCGAAUUUAUUUACACGAGAAACAUUUUAUAAUACAUAUCAUUGUAUAAAAAUAUAUUCAGAUACCUCUCUUUA
Hylaeus volcanicus is the source of this 5446-nucleotide messenger RNA. It is a transcript of the gene Nup214, whose product is annotated as nuclear pore complex protein Nup214-like. The transcript has 5 exons. The record is from RefSeq and is a predicted model, not a curated record. Gene Ontology annotation, molecular function: protein binding; structural constituent of nuclear pore. Gene Ontology annotation, biological process: protein import into nucleus; RNA export from nucleus. Bases 530 to 5131 code for a protein of 1533 amino acids. Lineage: Eukaryota; Metazoa; Arthropoda; Insecta; Hymenoptera; Colletidae. Gene Ontology annotation, cellular component: nuclear pore.